Messenger RNA from Eptesicus fuscus (big brown bat), 949 nucleotides. RefSeq names its product ras-related protein R-Ras2-like. The transcript is spliced from 2 exons. NCBI's taxonomy places the organism in Eukaryota, Metazoa, Chordata, Mammalia, Chiroptera, Vespertilionidae. The coding region runs from base 1 to 918 and encodes 305 amino acids. Gene Ontology annotation, biological process: signal transduction. The record is from RefSeq and is a predicted model, not a curated record. Gene Ontology annotation, molecular function: GDP binding; GTPase activity; GTP binding. Gene Ontology annotation, cellular component: plasma membrane.
AUGCUGGAUGGUGCUGAGGACAAGAUACUAGUGUCAAGCAGCUCUGUUUUUCACGAUGGCAUGGUCUCUGUGCUCGCGCUGGCUGCCCCCAGACCCCUGCGGUCACCCCACUUCUCUGCGCCUUGGACGCAACUCGGCCAGCUGGGGUGCCUCGCUGCGGCACAAACCGGCCUUCCCAGCAACUCCCAGCGCCCGGGACCCCAGCCCGCAGGCUUGCCCGCUCGCCCGCGGGCCGCACAGGUCCCCAGAGCCGGGCCUAGGGCGGGCAGCGGCUGGGCGUGGGUGGGCUGGGCUUGGCGGCUUCCCGUGGCCGUGGCCAGCUGGCAGGAUGGCUCUGGCCAGGAGAAGUACCGGCUCGUGGUGGUUGGCGGGGGCGGCGGGGGCAAGUCGGCGCUCACCAUCCAGUUCAUCCAGUCUUAUUUUGUGAUGGAUUAUGAUCCAACCAUCAAGGAUUCCUACACAAAGCAGUGCGUGAUAGAUGACAGAGCGGCCCGGCUAGAUAUUCUAGAUACAGCAGGACAAGAAGAGUUUGGAGCUAAGAGAGAACAGUAUAUGCGAACUGGCGAGGGUUUCCUGUUGGUCUUUUCAGUCACAGAUAGAGGCAGUUUUGAAGAAAUCUCCAAGUUUCAAAGACAGAUUCUCAGAGUAAAGGAUCGUGAUGAGUUUCCAAUGAUUUUAAUCGGUAACAAAGCAGAUCUGGAUCAUCAGAGACAGGUAACACAGGAAGGACAGCAGUUAGCAGGACAACUGAAGGUUACUUAUAUGGAGGCAUCUGCAAAGAUUAGGAUGAAUGUAGAUCAAGCAUUCCAUGAACUUGUCCGGGUUAUAAGGAAAUUUCAAGAGCAGGAAUGUCCCCCUUCACCAGAACCAACGUGGAAAGGAAAAGACAAGAAAGGCUGCCCUUGUGUCAUUUUCUAAGAAUCCCUUGAGUUAUAGCUACCAACUGCCA